Molecule: messenger RNA, 474 nt
Organism: Pisolithus orientalis
Lineage: Eukaryota; Fungi; Basidiomycota; Agaricomycetes; Boletales; Pisolithaceae
Exons: 2
Source: RefSeq, a predicted model, not a curated record
UUGGAUGAGACUACUACUCUACGGCGAACCAUACUAGACCUCACUCCCUUGGGACACCCAGAUCAUCGCUUGUUUCUCGUCAAACUCGCUGAUUGUGUCUAUGGGUGGUUCAGAGCGACGGGUGCAAAAGAAGAUUUGGACAAAGCCAUUGCGGGUGCAUUGGAUUUCCCUUCACCAGGAAACUCGGAGAGAUCGUCAGUUCCCAUCAAUCUUGCUGAUCGCCUUUACGAGAUUCAUGAGUCUACGGCGGGUCUCGAUGAAGUCAUUACACUCUGGCGAGUUGCUUUAGAACUCACGCCAUCAGAUCACCGGGAGCGACCCUCAACUCUUGUCAAUAUUUCUGAUCGCCUUAAAGAAUGGUUCCGGAAAUUGGGUUUUGUAGUAGACUUGGCAGAUUCCAUCAACCUUCGGCGAGCCGCAUCAGAACUCGCUCUACCGAGAAACCAUGAUCAUCCCCCCUCUCGCAUUGCUCUU